Lindgomyces ingoldianus is the source of this 2546-nucleotide messenger RNA. RefSeq lists its product as uncharacterized. Bases 107 to 2362 code for a protein of 751 amino acids. The transcript is spliced from 2 exons. The record is from RefSeq and is a predicted model, not a curated record. Lineage: Eukaryota; Fungi; Ascomycota; Dothideomycetes; Pleosporales; Lindgomycetaceae.
UGGGCUCCCUUCAUGAUGGUUAACAUCUCCGAGGCCGAAUGUUGGCCUACUCUCAAGAUUCUGCGUUGAUUAGUCUAAUUUCUAACCUCCCUUGGAAUUUCUCGAAAUGGGGACUCUCAUGUCUUUCAGCAAUCUCAACUCUUUCCAGAUCCUCACAUUUCUCCUUCUGCUCUCUAAAGUAGCCUCACAAAAAUGCGGCUCACUCGUAACGUAUCGCCAGCAUGCUGAUCUCCUUCAGAAUGCACCCAAAUGUCUCCACGACGGUUGCACCGCUGGCCAAAAUGCAAGCACAAUCUCCUCUCCAUGCUCUCAGUCCUCCCCUUGCUACGUAUACUGGAACAUGUUCGUCGAGCAAUUUGACCAAAAGCACUCUUGGUGCAGCAACUGUGCCUCCGACCUUGCCUGUCGCAUCGAUGGUUGGCCGGUGCUGAAUGCCACCGCUGUCUGUGAUUCCACUCCCAACCAAUUGCUCUUUGGUGGAGAGAAGAGUGGAUGUUGCUUGAACGAUGACGAGCCAUUUCAACUUGCGAACUGGACGGGGAAACUCUGUAAUGGGAGUGAGUGGAGGCAGCCAUUUGAUAUCUGUGGAGGCAUGGCUUGUAAAGAUUGGCACGAAUGGAUAAUGCCUUGGAACUGGACGGUUCAAUCCUCCCUCGUCCCACCGGAUCAGCAGAAAUGUACGCCGCCGUCGAAAUAUCUCGGGGUAUACGGCAUCGAACAGUUCUUCUGGCUUUUCUGCUCUAUCUUCGUUGGCUGUAUCCGACUGUUACUUGCGCGACACGAAGAGGAAACCAACAAUACAGUCGUAAGGUAUUGGGCCAUUUCAUUCUGGCGUACCAUCCGGUUCAAACAAAAUGGUAAAAGAGUUGAGCUCGAAGGUGAACACUUGAGACCACCAUGGACAGACAAACUAGCAUGGGGAUUCCCAGUGGUAAUGGGUUUGUUCAUGGCUGGGGCAGAACUAGGCUUCAAUUUCCUCGCCGCAUGGCUGGUUCAGAGAAAAGACGGGUACAACCACAUCCCCAUGUGGAAGCUGGCACUGCUCUUCUGCUGUCGUCCCCGGCUGUCGUGGCUUUCUUGUGUGCUAGCUCUCCUAUCGAAAGAUACACUCGUUAAGAUAUUCAGGUUUAGACCUGGCGGUGAUGGUUUAUGGGCUGCGAAGCUAGUUCUUUCGUCUGUGGCUGUAACAUCCGCGGUCACGGAAGCUACCAUGCAACUUCUUGGUGCCUAUUUCCUCGGGCGAACCGCACAGAUCGGAACGGAAAGAGGCUUCUACUACAUCCACCACCUUCGGCCUAAACUUCAUGGGAGAGACGCACGACAUAUGUAUCUCGGAGCUCUCUUCUGGGUCAUGGUGUGUAUUCCUCUGUUGGCUGUAUGGUUCGUGGUUGCACUCUUCUAUACUCAAGUCUACCACAAAGUAGCAAGUUGGCGAAGAGACAUCUUCCAUUGGUUGCGACCCAAAGCAGAAAACCUCCCUAAGCCAUUGGCACGAGGAGCGGUGAUAUGGGCUCUUGAUAACAUCAACCCAGAUCCGACGGGUGCUCCACGGUCAAAGACGCAGCGUAUGCCAUCAAUUCGAGGCGGCGAUGGGCAAGUGAUGCCAGCAGACUCGGACCAACCGAUGCGUUUAUAUAAUGACUCACCGUACGAUCAACCAAUGCCCUACGGUGGCCCUGGAACAGGAGAUCUAUUUGGUGACGAUUCGCAACCUAUGCCAGUACUCCGUACUAGUCCUUUACCCCGGAGUCCGUAUUCUCCGCUCUCGCAACAAGAUCUUGACGACCAGAUUAUGCCAAUUCCUCGCGCUGCCUCGGGCUCAGGAUACGUGCAUACACCCGUGCACGGUUCAGGCAGCGUUCAACGCCGCGCACCAAGCGGAAGUGGAAAUCAAUAUAGUUCGCUUCCGCAGCACGUCAAUGAGGAUGAUGACGAUGACCAAGCAAUGGCCGUACCCUCAAGCUCCUCGCACCGCCGCCUCCACACUCCGGAAAUGUCAGAGAUCCACCGCCCGGGUAGAGCCCAGGACAGUCGCUAUACUCCACUCUCUGUCACACCGGGGACUUAUCAGUCCACGGACAACAUUGUCCCACCCUCGACUAGUGGGUCAGGAUCGGGUUCAUCCCGCCGUCGUAGAGAUUAUCCGAAAGGAGUGACCCGGACGUUCGAGGAGUGGGAACCGCUAAUUGUUUUCGCUGGGUUCUUUCUCGGCUUGCUGUCUUUUGCGAGCCAGUGGCUAUUUUGGGAUGGAUUCGUAAAGGCAGCCGGGGAUAAGUUUUGUCCGCCAAAUGUAUUGCAUUUCGGAGGUGCUUGGUGGGCGGCGAGUUUACUUUAUGUCGGAUUCCCUUUCUUCGGGUACUAAGUAUUGAUGUAUGAAAACCCCAAUAAGUAGGCAAUUUCGUGUCAUAGGCGCUCGAGAUAGUUUACGAGAGAUGUAUUGGAGUUUCUGGUUAAGUCCGUGGAGGGAGGCUCAGGAUGCGGUCAACCUUGGAAUACAGCUUGUUAAUGCGUACCAUAGAACAUCACCAGGGAAGGCAGAAUCUCGG